Fonsecaea monophora is the source of this 624-nucleotide messenger RNA. RefSeq lists its product as hypothetical. The record is from RefSeq and is a predicted model, not a curated record. The coding region runs from base 1 to 624 and encodes 207 amino acids. The transcript has a single exon. Lineage: Eukaryota; Fungi; Ascomycota; Eurotiomycetes; Chaetothyriales; Herpotrichiellaceae.
AUGUCUUCUGCCAACAUCAAGACUGCUGGCGACUGGACCAAAGGCUCGGCCGCUAGACCAGCCGGGUUUCCGCAGACUCCAAUGACGGCCACUUUUGGGCCGGGCCACGGAAGAGCCGGAGAGCAUCCUGUCAGACAGCCCAAGGGGCCGCCCCUUCUGCAAGAGCUCGAGGAGAAGCCAACCUCCAAGCACGAGGGGAGCAAGAAUUUCGCUACUCGACAACGCCGUAGAGCUGUUCACGACUUGGUUCGUGCAGGGCGUGAGCGCCGCAGUGAUGGUGGUCGUCAACCCGGCUCCGGGGCAGGAACACCUGGUAGCGAGAACGAGUUCAACUUCUCAGUGUCGUCCGAUGACUCUGUUCUUGCUGGGAGCAGUAGCCUCUCGAGCAAGCCGAGCCUGGGUAGUCUCCGGGCUGCUGCUAGCGGGGUUAUUGGGUCUGAGAUCAAGGAGAAGUCUCGUGAACGGUCUUCUGUUGACAGCGUUGGAGCGAUCAGUGCUAAGAGCUUGAGUAGCGAUGAAGGCAACUCUGUUGGAGGAUCUAUUGUCGAGAUUGAGCCGGCCAGACGCAACACGCCAUUGAUGGUUCUCAGUAGCGCUGAGAAACGCAAGAGCGUCGUCAUGUGA